AUGUCUUCCUACCAAAAGCCCGAGAAGGACCACGGUGACGCUCCUAAGAGCCACAAGAUCCGUAUCACCCUGUCCUCCCGCAAGGUCCAGGUCCUCGAGAAGGUCUGCACCGAGAUCAUCGAGCGUGCCAAGAACAAGGACCUCCGCUUCAAGGGCCCCGUCCGCCUGCCCACCAGAAACCUCAAGAUCACCACCCGUAAGACUCCUUGCGGUGAGGGUUCCAAGACCUGGGACAGCUACGAGAUGCGCAUCCACAAGCGUCUCAUCGACCUUACUGCCCCCACCGAGGUUGUCAAGCAGAUCAUUGUCAACAUCGAUGCUGGUGUCGAGGUCGAGGUCACAAUCGCUGCUUAA
Messenger RNA from Clonostachys solani, 354 nucleotides. The record is from the annotation of a GenBank genome assembly. Lineage: Eukaryota; Fungi; Ascomycota; Sordariomycetes; Hypocreales; Bionectriaceae.